AUGGCCACCCCUAGUGUCCUCGCUUUUGACGCUGAGGGUCGGGCCAUUGAUUUUGACGUCUGGAUAGAUGACCUGCAGCUUUUCCUACAGUGCGAUAGGGCGGACGGUCUCUCUCUCUUUGACCUCACCUCUGGCGCCUCUCGUGCCCCUGCUGAUGAUGCUGACGCCAUUGUUUGCUCACCGUGGGCCACGCGCGAUGCAGCUGCACGUCUUGCUAUGCUCGCUGACCUCAUUACGCACUUCCGCACUAGUGACACUCGCUACCGCGCUGCGCUUCCUGCUGACUUCUGCGCCAAGAACCCCCCCCCCAUGUACAUCACUCUCUACUACAUCGUCAUCCGCCUCCCUGACUCCCUUCGCGUAGUCAGGGACCACUUCCUUUCAGUCUGUCCCACCACUCUCACUGUUGACCUCCUCGAGAAGGCCCUCUUAGCAGCGGAGAAGAGUAUAGUUGCUGUAGGAGCCUCUCGUGGUGACCCGCGCACCCCCAUCUUUGAGGGUCGGUCGGUGCGGCGUCUACCCCUAGCGGGAGACGCCGCCCUGGCAAGGGCAAGGGGGGCAGGGGCGCUGGAGGAGCUAGCGGGGGCGGUGGAGGCGGCGGUGGAGGCGGCGGAGGGGGUGGGGGGUGGUGGAGGGAAUGGUGGCGGGGGUGGAGGUGUCGGCGGCGGCAGCGGAGGCGGCGGCAGCGAUAGCGGUGGGAGCGGAGGUGGUGGAGGUGGCGGAGGUGGAGGUGGCGGAGGUGGAGGAGGCGGAGGUGGAGGAGGCGGUGGCGGAGGCGGAGGGGGAGGAGGUCGUGGGUCUUCGCGGAGGAGUGGCUCCAGUGGUGGUCACCGCCAGCAGCAGCAGCGCAGUCGGGAGACCCUGUCCCCUCAGCAGCUCUGUGAGUGGUACGCUGCACGCCAGCAGGGUGGGGGUACCGGUCCGUCCACCUACGUCCUGCGCACCGGCGACCAUGCGGGUGAGCAGUGUGGGGGUGUGCACCCCACCCAGCUCUGCUUUGGCCGCCUGGCGGACGCUUGGCGUCACCAGUUCCUAGAGUCCACUGAGAUCCCUCGCUCGGGCGAGCUGUCUAGGGCAGGGGUAGCUAUCUUUGACCUUGACUUUGAUGCUAUUCUCUCUGCUAUGUAUGUUGUGUCUAUUAGUGAGGAGGGUGACUGUUACCAGUGUUUUCCGCCCGACCCGGGCAUUGAGACUACUGCUCUAGGUGCUGGUGACGCUGCUGCUCUUGGUGCUAGCGAGGCUGCUGCUCUCGGUGCUAGCGCGUCUGCUUCCGCAGGUGCUGGUGAGUCUGCGCUCUCAGCUGCUGUCAUGGCCACCCCCAAUGUUCUUACCUUUGACGCUGAGGGGAGGGCCAUUGACUUUGCCGUCUGGAUUGAAGACCUGCAGCUGUACUUACUGUGUGAUGCGAUAGAUGAGGUCUCUCUCUUUGACUUUGUCUCUGGCGCUGUCCCUGCCCCACCUGCUGAUGCUGACUCUGCCGUUCGCUCCAAGUGGGCGACCCGCGAUGCUGCUGCACGUCUUGCUGUGCGUCGCCACCUCCCUUCCUCUGAGCGUGCCCACUUUAGUCAGUGCAAGACCGCUCAGGCCUUGUACGACGCUGUAGUUGCACGCUACUCCUCCCCUUCCUCCGCUACCCUUAGCCGCCUCAUGCUACCGUUUCUCUUCCCUGACCUCGCUUCCUUUCCCACUGUCGCUGACCUCGUUACCCACCUCCGUGCUAGUGACACCCGCUACCGCGCUGCCCUUCCUGCUGAGUUCCGCGCUGCGAACCCUCCUCCCAUGUACAUCACUCUCUACUUUCUCGUCACCCGUCUCCCUGAGUCCCUUCGUGUCGUUAGGGACCAGUUUCUCUCUGUCUGUCCCACCACUCUCACUGGGUGUGGUCCUUCCCCCCUGCUGCCCUCUGUCGCCUCUGCCGCUGCCGCCGACCUCAGUGGUUUUGAGUCGGUCGGCGCGGCGUCUGCCCCCAGCGGCAGACGCCGCACUGGCAAGGGCAAGGGGGGCAAGGGAGCGGGUGGAGCUAGAGGGGGCGGUGGAGGAGGCGGUGGGGGUGGCGGGGGGAGUGGGGGUGGCGGUGGGGGUGGUGGCGGGAGUGGAGGUACUGGUGGCGGCGGUGGAGGCGGAGGUGGCGGCGGAGGUGGUAGCGGAGGAGGCGGUGGGAGCGGUGGGAGCGACGGUCCUGGUGGGGGAGGUGGAGGUGGAGACGGGGGUGGCGGUGGAGGCGGGGGUGGCAGUGGAGGCGGGGGUCGGAGUGGCUCGUCCCAGCGGAGCAGCUCCGGGGGUGGUCAGCGCCAGCAGCAGCAGCAGCAGCAGCCGCAGCAGCAGCCACAGCAGCAGCAGCGCUCUCGCACCGUCCCCGCCCCUCCGCAGCUCCGUCCCCCCCGGUAG
Closterium sp. NIES-65 is the source of this 2388-nucleotide messenger RNA. Lineage: Eukaryota; Viridiplantae; Streptophyta; Zygnematophyceae; Desmidiales; Closteriaceae. The record is from the annotation of a GenBank genome assembly.